ACAUCCAUGCCAUAUGUAGUGUGUGAAAAUAUAGAAAGGAAGCUAGGGUUUGCGCUAGCGUCUUGUUGCCGACUGCCCAUUAAAAAACCUUAGCAGGAAAGAGAGAGGUCUCGCCACCGCCGCCGUCAACAUGGGUCGCAUGCAUAGUCGCGGUAAGGGUAUUUCUGCCUCAGCUCUCCCUUAUAAGAGAACCCCACCAAGCUGGCUCAAGAUCUCUGCUCAAGAUGUUGAGGAAAACAUUUGCAAGUUUGCAAAGAAGGGCUUGACCCCAUCUCAGAUUGGUGUCAUUCUUCGUGACUCUCAUGGUAUUGCUCAGGUUAAGAGCGUUACUGGAAGCAAGAUCUUGCGCAUCCUCAAGGCUCACGGUCUUGCCCCUGAAAUUCCUGAGGAUUUGUACCACCUUAUCAAGAAGGCUGUUGCCAUCCGCAAGCAUUUGGAGAGAAACAGGAAGGACAAAGACUCCAAGUUCAGGUUGAUCCUUGUUGAGAGCAGGAUUCACAGGCUCGCUCGCUAUUACAAGAAAACAAAGAAGCUUCCUCCUGUCUGGAAAUAUGAGUCUACAACCGCCAGCACUCUUGUUGCAUAGGUUGGGCAUGUGGGUUGAUGCAAUUUUGGGGUAUCCUCGCUGGAUGUGGAUGCUUUGAGUGAGUUAGAUUGUGUUCUUGUUCUAGUGAGAUGUUCUGAUGUAAGAUAUUAUUAAUAGCUGUUAAAAAUUUUGUUAUGUCUGAAAUGAUAGUGAAGAACUUGUUUCUCAAUCUGAUUCUACUCAAUUAUCUUUUCGCAUUUGUUCUUCAUUUAACAUUUGAAGCAAGAAGUUAGAACUCUUUUAAUUUUGAAAUGUAAAGUGCAGCCAUUUCCUACACUA
Molecule: messenger RNA, 865 nt
Organism: Durio zibethinus
Lineage: Eukaryota; Viridiplantae; Streptophyta; Magnoliopsida; Malvales; Malvaceae
Product: small ribosomal subunit protein uS15-like
Biological process (GO): translation
Cellular component (GO): nucleolus; cytosolic small ribosomal subunit; ribosome
Molecular function (GO): structural constituent of ribosome; small ribosomal subunit rRNA binding
Source: RefSeq, a predicted model, not a curated record